AACAGUGUGUGUAACAUGGCGGAGUGUCGCUCGCAGUGCCAGUGAGUGAGGUGGUGUUUCUUGUUACUCUCACUGUCUGUGUGUUGAUUUUCCUUCCUAGUAGUGCGUGCGCGUUGUUUAACUUGUCACAGUGAACUAUUAGAGCCGCCAGGCAAGCUGACGACUCCUGUAGCGCCCAAAGGUUGUGCAAGAUGGUUGUAGGCGGUUAAAUAGCAAGGCCCCUCCAGUGGGCGGCCUUCAUAUCAUCUGCACCUAAACACCACGCCCACUGGCCCUCUCUCACCCACACCAGUCCACCCAAGUGUCUAUUUCACUGUAAGUCACUCAUGGCCUCCUGCCUUGCCCUCCCCUGAGCAGUUUGUAAAUAUGCCCCUGGAGAAGUGCUUUCACCUCUGUUAUCAAGUCUCAUUGUGCCCACACUAGUGAUAAGUGGUGUGAAAGGUUCUUUAUUAUUUAGAUAAAAAAAUAUAUGAACAUUUGAUGGUGUAAUAAUAGUAGUGAUAUAGUGUGAGAAAAGAAAAAGAAAAGCCCUAUUGAAAAGUGGGCAGGGACCUUGCUGUGAGGUGGCACUUGUUUCAAGUGUAUCCCAUUGCAGUGUAAUGGUGGCAUUGCCUUAAGCAGCCAUGGGUGUGGGUGCUGGUGCACCAACACAUACGUGAUGGGUUUACUGAAUAGUGUGUGAGCCUGGGCUGGCCUCCCGUAGCGUGGGCGUCAGAGCCCGUGGUGUGGGUGGGCAUGGCUCGUCGAGGUGGCGAUGCAGCCAAACAAGUGGUGGUGUCUGUGGUGGGUGUAUCAGGUGGAGAGAGAGAGAAGGGCGUGACCGGCUUGGGAAAGUCAUGUCUUUGCAACCGCUUUACCAAGCCUCAGGCCGAUCAGUACUACGUCGACCACAUUUCCGUCCUCUCGCAGACGGACUUCAGUGGACGUGUGGUGAACAACGACCACUUUCUGUAUUGGGGAGAGGCAGCAAGAUUGGCUGAUGAUGGCCUUGAAUUCAGCUUCCAGGUCAUUGAACAAACAGAAUUCAUUGAUGAUGCUUCCUUCAUGCCUUUCAAAGCUGGAAAGAUGGAUCCAUACAUAAAACGCUGCUGUGCCACCAAGAUCCAGUCAGCGGAGAAACUCAUGUAUAUAUGCAAGAACCAACUAGGUAUAGAAAAGGAAUAUGAGCAGCGUGUUUUGCCUGAUGGGAAGCUUAAUGUUGAUGGGUUCCUGUGUGUGUUUGAUGUCUCACAGGUUCCCAAUCGCUCUUUAGAACGUCAGGUAGAACUCACCGCUAGUAUCUUAAAUAACUGCCUCAAAACUAAGCGGCCGGUUGUUCUUGUAACGACAAAGAAUGAUGAGGCUAAUGAGGUAUAUGUUAAGGAGGCUGAGAAGUUAGCGAGCAGAAAAGAGUUUAAGGGGAACAUCCCUCUAGUGGAAACUUCCUCGCAUGAAAAUGUUAAUAUAGACUGUGCGUUUAUGACAUUAGCACAUUUGAUAGACCGUAAUAGAGGAAGAAUUCGUAUUGUUCCAUUUUAUGAGGCAGCGAGACAUAGAAAAGAAAUUCUUGAUGUAGCAACAGAUGCCUUCCAAAGAUUAGUGCGCACUCAUGUUCUGGACUAUCGGUCUAUAUGGGCCACAACUAGUAAAAAACUUGCUCAAAGUCCUGAUUUUAUACAUUAUGUGGACCUCUUUGGUAUGGACCAAGCGGCCAAAUUGUUCCGUCGUCAUGUCAAGAAACUCAAAGAUGAAUACCUCCAAAGAAAAGUGGAGGCAUACAUGGACAUGCUGCCCUCCAUUCUGCGUGAGUUCUUCCCGGACCUGCAGAGCUUAGAAGACGGGGAUUGGCUAAGUAUACAGCAAAGAAUAAGUGAACAUCCAGAUUUUGAUCGGUAUUUCCUGCGCUGCAAUGAAGAUAUUCCUUGGUCAGAAAAUACGGAACUUCUUGACUCGGCUGACACUCGCAUUCCGUUUGAUGUUCUCGACUCCAAUGAAGCAGAGACUGUGUUCAAAAAUCAUGUGAAUGCUCUCCAGGCAGAAUUAGAAAUGAGAGAGCUUCCACGAAGGAUGCGCGACAAGUUCAAGUUAUUGCUGGCCGAAACCGGGUAUGUUACGCCAGGCAAGAGACUAGAUGAGGUGCGUGUACUAUUCAUGGGUAGAGAAAGCUUUGACUCUCUCUCGGAACAUGAUCGUCAGUUUAUUUAUGAUCAGCAUCAGAAGGACAUCACUGAAAAAGCAAGACAAAAUUUUCAUGAGCUGCUACUGGAGCAAGCAGAACUAUUUUAUCACGUUAAAAGCAUUGCCCCCACCGGCACCAUCACUCAGGAGGACAUCCGAGAAAUAACUCAGACGUUACAGGAAGACAGCAGCUUAUCUUAUUGCAGAUAUAAAGCAUUGGACAGGUUAGAAAGUGAACGAACCUUAUUGCUGCUUCAGCAUUUAGGCUUUGUCCAUUGCCCCAAGAAAGAACACUGUCCGUCGUUCCCCAACUGCAUGGACUGCCUCAUUGAGAAAAUUAUAGCCAAUAAAGCAGCCAGUAAUAGUCGGCCAGGUUCAGGCACAUGGAGCAGUAAAAAUGUAGACUAUGGUGUGCGCUCUGACCCUCAAGUUAAUCUUGUCUUGUUGGGCAACCAGGGUCUGGCCGAGGACCUCCAAAAUGUUAUUCGGUCUGUGUGUGAAGAUGAUGAGUUCGAGUUGGACAAUCAGAUAUUCUCAUUAGACUACCGAAGUAUAGAUGGAGAUGUUUCUCUUCCUCAAAACUCCUUCAAGACGCCUGAAUUUACUCCUCAUGGUGUUGUGUGCGCGUACAGCAAUGAGGCAUCACUGGAGUACGUAAGAGAGUCGUUAGAAAAGUCAUUACUGACUCAACUAGAAAGGGAGGAGUCAACUCCGACGCCUCCCAUCACCGUCCUAUUCGCUCCCGAUCCUGACCUCGACCACAAUGCCUCGCAGCACCUGCACGAUGAAGGGGCAAACUUAGCCGAUAGUCCCCCUGGCAGCUUGCAAUGCACCUUUAUGGACGUUGGACCAAGUGUGGGCGGUGGUGAGGGGCGUAGGUUUGACAGUAGUCUGGUGACCAAGGCCUUACGCUCCCUCAUCACCAAUAUCCAGCAUCGCAAUAACUCUCUCAACAUCUUUAAUUCGGCCGUUUUGCCUCGGGACACUCAGCCAGAUAUAAGAAUUAUUAUGUGUAUGUUGUGUGGAGAUCCAUACUCAGUGGAGAAUGUACUUAGUCCACUGCUUAGUCACCAGUGGUGUGUGGUGACUGGAGAACAAUCCAUCUCGCUACAAACAUUCCUAGAUGACUGCAAGCGUCGUGUGGAGGUCAUAGUGUCAUCGUACCACGGUGCCAAUGCAUUUCGAGAAGAUUUGGUGCACGGUUUUAUUCUUGUUUACUCCACAAAGCGCAAGGCUUCUUUGGCCACACUCAGGGCUUUCUCUGCAAACAUUCCCAAUCUUCCUAUCCAGAUUUUGGCAAUGACCGACACAAACAGUGCAUCAGCGUUUUUUGGGUCGGAUAUCUCACAGCAGCUUAUCACUGAAGGUAAUGCUAUUGCCGACAGACUGCAGGCACAUUUCAUGACCUCCACUGCAACUUGCCAACAGAAAACUGCAUUUUACACACCCUUCUUUAAGGAGGUGUGGGAUAAGAAGCCCGAGAUUGAGCAGGCAUUUAAUAUGGAAGACCCCUCAGGCUUGGAUGACUCUGGUGAGGGCACUUUAGAGCGACCUCCUCACCACUAUCACCGCAGCAUAACAUUGCCACCGCCGAGACGCAACCUCCCGCCCAGGUCUCAAUCUGCAGAGGGAAGCAGUUCGGAGAUUUAUGAAACGGUGCCGACCGAUGGUUCCCACGAUGACCUGGAUGAGCCCCUCUCUCCUGUGUUUCCUGAUGAUCAGCCACUCACACCUUCAGAUGAUUCUGAUAUCUACUCCCACAUUGACAAUGACGAAGAGGAGCACCUUGUUAAACCCUCGCAGCUUAAAAAGCAACAUAGAUUUCAGCAAGAAUUAUUUCGUCAAUCGUAUCCGAGCACAGAAUCUCUGCCCACAACUGUGUCUUCCCGCUCAAAGGUUUCCACCCAGCCCUCGGACCUGGAGCCUACUUAUCCUCCCCUCCCUCCAUACCCUCCCCCUCCUCCUUCAACUUCUCCACCACCUUAUAGUUAUGCCACACGUGACCAAUCCUUUGAUGGUGGGAGCGGGGGCUCAUACCAACAACGGGACGGGGCCGCUUCCCCCUCCCCACGUGACCGACCCCCGCCAUACUCAUUUGCCCCACGUACCCUGCCCCAUGACAUGAAUAAACCCCAACCCGCCCCUAGACACCAGUUCUUUAAGGCAGAGAGUUUGACGCUCGACCAUGGGGCCUCUGACCGAGACUACCUCAUGAUACGAGAGCGCGCAGACAGGGGCUGGCAGGAUGACAGCCUGUGCUCCCGGCGGCUGGAGGACUUCUGGGGCGAGGGAUAUCCUCAGGCCUUUACCACUGGCCGACGGGCUAAAUUUCCUCCUCCUCCAACCAAACCCAGACCCAAGGCCAGCCAGACACUGAAGACGUUGCAGACGCUGAGCGAUGCGGUGUAUCAGGUCACGACCAAGCAACCUGGCAAACUAAACCUUAAGGCCUAUAGCAACGUGACUGAUGCCAUUGGCAAAAUAAACCUCAAAGACGCGGGUCUUCUACACUCUAAACUAACCAAAGGGGGUUCCGUGCACGCACCCCUUGCCACCCCAGAGAACAUGGACCUUGGCCCAGAUUACGCCGCUCAGGUGAAGGAUGCUGUCCCUGGCUUGUAUGGUAGCUUUGAGGCAGGAGACUAUGCAUAUUCCAGAGUGCAAGAGAUUCCCCAAGCUGCCGGCUCAAAGACCAGGAGACAGCGGAGGGAGAAGGGACGGCAAGCGUACUCGGACUCAGACUCUGAAUGGAGUUCCCUUGAGCGGCGUCGUACUGCCGAUUCCUACAAAGUCAACCGCAAAGCCGUACCCAAGAGGAUGAAAAAGAAGCGUCUCCCGAUACCCGUAGCUGCCCCCCGUGUGCCCCCCCUACCCUCCUUCUAUGUUGCCGAGGGAGGACCAGGCACUCGCUAUUCGGAUGAGAGGCUAUUGCUCGACCCCUAUGAGAAAGUGGUGAGUGGAUCAGCCUCAGAUGAUUCCGAGGCCACCGACAGAGAGGAUCCAGCUGCAUCGCACUCCAAAUAUAAACCUCAGAAACGCUCUGUUCAAUUUAAAAAGAAGACGGGAGGCAGGGAGGGCGUGGCAGUGCGCCCUCCAGUGGUGCCCCCCCUGCCCCCCACACAUCCCCCGCCCCACCCUCCCACCUCCCACCCACGCAUGGGGCUGGCUGCCACCCCUCACCACAACCCUCUAUCGUACCCCAUGGCAGCCCAGCUUCCCCCAGACACCGACUUAUUCUCCCCCUCAUUCGCCCCUGGCAAGCUCGAAGGAGAUCACAUGUACAGGGUAAUUCCUGAGGAUGACUCCAGCAUAGAGGUAUCAUCUCCUCGUGACCAACAGUCCCCAAUCCUGCCACCUGGGGCACCGGCACGCAAAGAAACCGAUAAGACUGCUCGCCGCAAGCAAGAGAAAAUUCGUUCUCGGGAAGAGGCCCGGCAAAGAGAGGAAGAACGUAAGAGAGCCAAGGAUGAGGAAAAGAUGAAAAAGGCUGCUGAAAAGGAAAAGGAACGAGAAAAGAAGAAAGCGGCUAAAGGCUCCACCAAGGGUUCCACAAAGGGCCCGCCACAGCCUACAUUGGAAGAUUUCGUCCAGAGCCCGGAGCGAUCGGUGCCCUUGUUCUUAGAGAAGUGUGUGUACUUCAUCGAGGUGGAAGGACUAGAUUCCGAGGGGAUAUACCGUGUACCUGGCAACAAGGUUCACGUUGAGCAGUUGACAACCAAAUUUAAAGAAGAUAAUGCAGUGGACUUUGCUGAGCUGGAUAUUCCUGUAAAUGCAGCAGCAACAGCACUGAAGGACUACCUGAAGCAACUCCCACCCCUCCUUCCACAGAUCCAAUUGAUGGAGCUAACCACUAUUGCAAUCCACAACAGAAAAUUUGAGACAAGACUAAUUGGUGUUACCUUCCUUGGCACAGGCAUCGGAGACCGGAGUUUAAGGCUACUUAGGUUAAAAGAGAUGCUGACUGGUCUACCCCGAGUAAACUUUGAGGUCUUAAAGUUUAUCUUCCAGCAUUUUGUGAGAGUUGCAGAGAAUUGCAAAUUAAAUUCCAUGGACAGUAAAAAUUUGGCCAUCUGUUGGUGGCCAACAUUGCUGCACACCCUCCAGUUUACAGACAUUGCCGAAUUUGAAUCUCAACGUCCACACAUCGAAGACAUCAUCCAGACCAUGAUUGAUCAGUUCCCUUUCCUAUUUCAGGGCAAGGAGGAUUAUGUCAUGGUCUGAUAUUAAGCUACGUUUUCCUGGUAAACAUAACUUAAUUUGUUUACACUCAGCUCUAUUUUACUAGCUCAGGUCAAAAUGUAGCUUUUAAUAAACAAAAAAGGUUAUGUUUAGCAUGAAAACUUAACCCCCUCCUCACUUCCUGCAGCAACACCCUCUGCUGCACACCGUUCCCACAUGAGCCAGGAACCUCAGUACCACAUGGUGUGACUUGUGGUUAUACAGUACCUGGUCACCAGUGGCUCCUGCCACAUGCGCCACAACUUAACACACUGUUGGCCACAACUAGAUAUACUUCAUUGACAAUUUAUGCCAUGAACUAGGGUUAUUAACCCAUAAUGGAGAAAAUUUUGAAAAGGUGCUGUUAAGUAUCAGUUGAAUGUUGUGGCCAAGUGGUAGUGUUAGUUGCUCUGAACUGCCUGCCAGUUCAGCAGUGAACAAUACCUUGUAAUUUUAUUUUACACAGAAUUGUGUGUUAUGUAUCAUAGGAAAGUCAACCAAAGAAAAUUAUCUUCCCUGUAGUGGAAUGAUAACGAUUGUGAUUAAAUCAGGCGGAGUUAGUGGAUAUUUCAAUGAAAGUCAAAUUGUUGUAUCAGCAAUGUUGACUGAUUAUAGAGUAGAAUUUUGGGUCAACUUUCCAGUACAUUAAUUCUUCUUUACUGUGUGCCAGAACAAAACCACAAACGGUGUAUGUGUAUGUGCAGAUAAAGAUACUUGCAUCAAAUGUGGUUUAUUAAGUCAGAGAAGUCAAAUCUGCAGUAAGUAAUGUUUGGCCACCAUGUAACAGUAUGUGAUUAUAUUGGGAUUUAACAUACUUUUUU
Messenger RNA from Procambarus clarkii (red swamp crayfish), 7196 nucleotides. Lineage: Eukaryota; Metazoa; Arthropoda; Malacostraca; Decapoda; Cambaridae. The record is from RefSeq and is a predicted model, not a curated record.